This is a messenger RNA of Oldenlandia corymbosa var. corymbosa, 1872 nucleotides long. The record is from the annotation of a GenBank genome assembly. NCBI's taxonomy places the organism in Eukaryota, Viridiplantae, Streptophyta, Magnoliopsida, Gentianales, Rubiaceae.
CGACAUUUCAUAGUUGUUGCAUUUAUUUAUAACUUUUUCCAUCGUCAUUUCUCUCAUCAAGCUUUGAUAAUUCUUCACUAGAAUUUUCAGCCACCCUAAUUAAAAGCUAAUGGAGAUUGAUUCUAGUAGUAGUAGCAAGAAGGAUGAGAAAUCUUGGGGGAUGAUUGGGGCAUUGGCCGCCAAGAUAAGGGCGGAUUUGUGGAAUAUUGCAAAGAACGUGAAGAAAGUUGGGGAAGAUGAUCCUAGAAGAAUCUCUCACUCUGCCAAAGUUGGGCUUGCCCUCACCAUAGUAUCCCUCUUGUACUAUUUCAGACCACUUUACAAUGGGUUUGGUCAGUCUGGAAUGUGGGCAAUCUUAACCGUGGUUGUUGUCUUCGAGUUUACAGUUGGAGGAACCAUUUCGAAAUGCAUCAACAGAGGUUUCGCAACGCUCAUAGCUGGAGCGCUUGGGAUUGCAGCUGAGCGAUUUGCCAGCCUUUGUGGACAAAAGGGAGAUCCCAUUGUUCUUGGGAUUUUGGUCUUCUUACUUGGUACUCCUUUUUGAUUUUUUUCCGAAUUAGUACUUUUGUGGGAUGAUGAAAUAAGAUGAAUAAUAAUAAUGUGGUAAAAUUAAAAUUUGACGAAUGAAGUCUCAUAUUUUGGUUGCAGCUGCGGGGGCCACAUUUGUUCGGUUUUUCCCAGUGAUAAAGAAGAGAUACGAUUAUGGAGUGUUGAUAUUCAUAUUGACCUUCAGUUUGGUGACGGUAUCGGGUUAUCGGGUGGAGGAAAUAUUCGAGCUGGCACAUCAGCGGAUAUCCACCAUCUUGAUCGGAGCUGCCACCUGCAUGAUUAUCUCAGUUUUCAUACGCCCGGUUUGGGCUGGGGAAGAUCUUCACAAUUUGAUCAUUUCUAACAUUGAAAAGUUGGCGACUUUCUUACUACAAGGUUUCGGAGGUGAAAAUGUUCAAGUACUCCCAAAGUCAAAUGACUAUAAGAGCGUUCUAGGUACCAAAGCCACUGAAGAAUCCUUGGCGAAUUUUGCAUGGUGGGAGCCAGGUCAUGGUUGCUUCGGGUUUUGUCACCCAUGGAAACAAUACUUGAAGAUUGGAGCCAUUACUCGGGAAUGUGCGUCCCAAAUUGAAGUCCUUCAUUGCCUUAAAUAUUCCCACCCUAAGACACAACAAACUGGACUACAGAAAAUGAUUACAACAUCAUGCGAACGGAUGCGAUUUGAAACCGGAAUGGCACUAAAAGAGAUAGCAUCAUCGUUAAAAGAAAGAAUCCGUCUUUCAUCUGCCUUUGAAACUCAUGUACAAAACUCAAACUCCGCCAUGAAUGAGCUCGCAAGCGUACUAGACAAAUUUUCCUUGAACCAAAUUGGUGGUCGAGGGGGCACAUUAGCGGAGAUUGUACAGGUGAUUGCAGCUGCUUCGGUAUUAGCUGAAAUCAUAAAAAAUGUCGAAAGAUUAUCGGAAUCGGCUAACGAACUCGCAAAACGAGCACGUUUCAAGGCUCCGGCUGACCAUGAUAAACAUGAUCACCAGCACCAGCAGCCACCUGAGAAAAGCCACAUCAUCCUCCACCUUGGAUCGGUGAAACCGGUCAGUGAUGACGUUGACCACGUCAUCAUCCCGGUACGUGGAAUCGUCACGCGCGAGGAGGAACCGGGGAUGGGGAAUCGCGAGAUUUGUCCUCCAAAUAAACCAGUUUUUUCGCUGUCUCUCACAGUAGGUUAAAGUGAAUGUAAAUGUUAAUUUGUAGACGAUACAUAGACUAUUCAAUAUUUUUUUUAAUCAAUCAAGGAGUUGGACCAACUUGAUCUUAAAUUCUUAAUUAUAGUUUCAGUUCUUGACAUCUUAAAGAUUAAUGAUCAGUUAAGAAAAUGAUCUACUC